AUGGCCACUACUACUUCAACUUUUAUGGCCAUUGUUGCAGUGUUUGCCAUUUCAGCGGCUAUGGCUAGUGCCGCUCCCACCCGGCCUUAUCUUGGCCGGAAAUUGGCUCAAUAUGCAACUCCGGCCACCCCAUCCAUCUCACCGUCAUCUUGGUCAUCCCCUCCGGCAGCCCCACCAUCAUCUUGGUCAACUUUUCCGGCAACUCCGGCCAGUGCCACCCCAUCUUACUGGCCAGUUGUCCCUACAACUCCAUCUGCCUCGCCAUCAUCUUGGUCAGCUGUUCCGGCGACUUCGCCGGCGGCCGCCCCUUCUUGGCCUAUGAGUCCAUCCAUUUCAUCAUCUUAUUGGCCGACGGUUCCGCCUCCGACUGAAGCACCUUACUAUGCCAGAGCCUACUAA
This is a messenger RNA of Ipomoea triloba (trilobed morning glory), 399 nucleotides long. Its product is annotated as mucin-7-like. The record is from RefSeq and is a predicted model, not a curated record. Lineage: Eukaryota; Viridiplantae; Streptophyta; Magnoliopsida; Solanales; Convolvulaceae. The transcript has a single exon. The coding region runs from base 1 to 399 and encodes 132 amino acids.